This is a messenger RNA of Podarcis muralis (Common wall lizard), 4974 nucleotides long. It is a transcript of the gene SEMA3D, whose product is annotated as semaphorin 3D. Gene Ontology annotation, biological process: neural crest cell migration; negative chemotaxis; semaphorin-plexin signaling pathway. The record is from RefSeq and is a predicted model, not a curated record. Lineage: Eukaryota; Metazoa; Chordata; Lepidosauria; Squamata; Lacertidae. Gene Ontology annotation, molecular function: chemorepellent activity; semaphorin receptor binding. Gene Ontology annotation, cellular component: plasma membrane.
GCCUGAGCAAAAUCUUCCAAGUAAAUCAAAGGCUGCACGGAAGAUCAGUUGGAGAUUUCCUGAAACAGAGCAGAAACAAACGCGCAAGUCAGGCCAGCCCUUUGCUCCGGACUUUGACAGGCUUCACUUCGGAGCUCAGGGUGGGGGUGGGGAGGGUCUUCCCCGGGCACAGUUCGGAGCCCCACCUGCGCAUAAAGAGACUCUUUCAAAAUAAAUAAACACACAAAAUCCCCGCAGCCGAGCCGAGCGCCCCUCUCUCCGCCGCUCAGCCCCCGACGUACGUAUCCAGCGCUGCCGAGUCGGAGGAGCGCAAGGCUCCUUCUUGGCGCAGCAACCGACCAACUCCGCGCCGCCGCCGAAAGCGCCCGGCCUGUGGGGCGACCUUGAGCCGUAGACCUCCGACGCCGCCGACGCCGUUGCGAAAAGGCUGCUCGCCGCGCUCGCCUGGCUGGAUCCGGCCCCGGGGCAGCCGCCUGGCGGAGAGCACCGACCGCCUCCCCUCCUGCCGCCGCACGUGGCUGCGCUGAGCCGCCGGCUGCCGGGAGGGGGAAACGGGCAGCUCGGGAGCCGGAGAGGAGAAGCGCAGAGCCGCCAGCAGCGCAAGAGGCGGCGGCGGCGGCGGCGAAGUCUUGGCUGCCCCAAGUUUCCCCGAGCGAAAGGAGCGCGCUGCGAGGCAGGAGGCGGCGCCCGGCAGCAGCAGCAGCCGCGCCCUCUGCUCUCCGGCGCCCAGAGCCACGCACAGCCGGCUUUGCGCAGGAGUCGCUCGGGCAGCAUCCCGGCCAGGCGAGGCUCCGCAGCGCGCACAGCGCUCGUCUUUUCGCGCAGCCGAGAGAGCGAGUUUAAGCCCGGAACAGAUUUCUUUUGGAUUGUUGAAAGAAAUGAGAAGGGCAAGAAAAAAUUCCGGAGAAAUGAUUGGAACAAUAUCUCUCAAAACCCAACAUCUUCGUGUGAUGUUCUGCUUGGGAAUAAUACUCUUGCCAAUGUCUGUAACAUCUAAACAAAAUGUCCCAAGACUUAAACUCUCCUAUAAAGACUUGCUGCUUUCUAACAGCUGUGUUCCAUUCCUGGGCUCGGCGGAGGGGCUGGACUUCCGAACUGUGCUGCUGGACGAGGAAAGGGGCCGGCUGCUUCUCGGCGCUAAGGACCACAUUUUUCUGCUCAGCCUGGUUGAUUUAAACAAAAAUGUAAAGAAGAUAUAUUGGCCAGCAACAAAGGACAAGGUGGAUUUAUGUAAACUAGCUGGGAAAGAUGCACAGACAGAAUGUGCCAACUUCAUCAGAGUCCUACAGCCUUACAACAGGACCCAUGUUUAUGUCUGCGGUACGGGAGCUUUCCACCCGGUCUGUGGCUACAUAGAGCUUGGAACACACAAAGAGGAUGUGGCAUUCAGAUUUGAUGCUCACAACUUGGAGUCUGGGAGACUGAAAUGUCCUUUUGAUCCUCAGCAGCCGUUUGCAUCUGUCAUGGCAGAUGAAUAUCUGUAUUCUGGAACGGCCUCUGAUUUCCUUGGCAAAGACACUGCUUUAACACGUUCUUUGGGUUCGUCACAAGACCACCAUUACAUCCGGACUGAUAUUUCAGAACAUUACUGGCUCAGUGGAGCAAAGUUUAUUGGACUCUUCCCUAUCCCGGACACAUAUAAUCCAGACGAUGACAAAAUCUAUUUCUUUUUCCGAGAAGUUUCUCAAGAUAGCAGCACCUCUGACAAAACCAUCCUUUCCCGAGUUGGCCGAGUCUGUAAGAACGACAUGGGGGGCCAACGCAGUCUGAUAAACAAGUGGACCACGUUCCUGAAAGCCAGGCUCGUUUGCUCGAUCCCAGGUCCAGAGGGAGCAGCUACACAUUUUGACGAGCUACAAGACGUGUUCUUACUUUCUACGAGAGAUGAAAGAAAUCCUAUGGUUUAUGGUGUCUUCACUACCACCAGCUCUGUAUUCAAGGGCUCUGCUGUUUGUGUGUACAGCAUGGCCGAUAUCCGAGCGGUUUUCAAUGGACAUUAUGCCCACAAGGAGAGUCUGGACCACCGCUGGGUUCAAUACGAUGGGAGGAUUCCAUAUCCCAGGCCUGGGACGUGCCCCAGCAAAACAUAUGACCCAUCCAUCAAGUCCACCAGAGAUUUUCCUGACGAUGUCAUUAGCUUCAUAAAACGCCAUCCGGUGAUGUACAAAUCCGUCUACCCAGUAACCGGAGCGCCGGUGUUUUCCCAAAUCAAUGUGGACUACAGACUGACGCAGAUUGUGGUGGAUCGUGUCAUGGCUGAAGAUGGCCAGUAUGACGUCAUGUUCUUAGGGACAGAUGUCGGAACAGUACUGAAAGUUCUGAGUAUAACCAAGGAGAAGCGAGACAUGGAGGAAGUGGUCUUGGAAGAGCUGCAGAUAUUCAAGCAUCCCUCACCCAUCUUGACUAUGGAGAUGUCCCCAAAGCAGCAACAAUUGUACAUUGGUUCCAGAGAUGGAUUGGCUCAGCUCUCGCUACACAGAUGUCACACAUAUGGCAAGGCUUGUGCAGACUGCUGCCUUGCCAGAGACCCCUAUUGUGCUUGGGAUGGAAAUUCAUGCUCCAGAUACACACCAACAUCUAAAAGGCGUGCAAGGAGGCAAGACGUCAAAUAUGGAGACCCAGCUACCCAGUGCGGUGAUACAGAAGAUAGCAUUAGUCAUGAAACCACUGAUGAAAAGGUGAUUUUUGGCAUCGAAUUUAAUUCGACGUUCCUAGAAUGUAUACCAAAGUCCCAGCAAGCCUCCAUCAGGUGGUUCAUUCAACGCUCUGGAGAAGAUCACGAGGAAGAGCUGAAACCGGAUGAAAGGAUCAUCAAGACGGAAUAUGGGCUGUUGAUUCGCAGCUUGCAGAAAAAGGACACGGGGGCCUACUAUUGCAAUGCUCAGGAGCACACCUUUGUGCGAACCGUUGUGAAGUUGAGUUUAAAUGUCAUCGAGAAUGGGCAGAUGGAAAGCUCCCAGAAGACGGAGGAUGAAGAAGGGCGAGGGAGGGAUCUGCUAGCGGAGUCCCGGCUGCGGUACAAGGAUUACAUCCAGCUUCUCAGCAGCCCCAGUUUCAGCCUGGAUGAGUACUGUGAGCAGAUGUGGCACCGGGAAAAGAAGCGUCAGCGGAACAAAGGAGGACCCAAGUGGAAACACAUCCAGGAGAUCAAGAAGAAAAGGAACCGCAGGCAUCACCAGCCGGCCACCCCACACACUGCGCCCGCGUCCACAUAGUCUGCAUAUUUUAUUUAAAGAAAUGACUUUUUUUGCAAAUGAGAACAAUUUUGUUAGUUUUCUGGGCCCUCCCUUUCGAUGUUGCUUCUCUCAGAGAGACCAGUCCAUGCCUAGUCGUUAAUGUAUAUGAGACCCCCCUAUAGAAGAAUACACUAGCAAUGAAGGGACUUCUUCAGAACUUGUGUGCUGUUCCGAUGUCCCCUGGUUUCAACUGAGAUGACUUCCUUUGCAUCUCAGGCUCCGGAGAGUUAAUUUAUGUGACAUACCGAAUGGCUGCUCUGUUGUUUUCUGUUUAAAAACAUGGACAAUGGGCUGAUUGAACAGUCGCUAGGUUUCACCGCGCCAUUUCACAGCAGGCUGGUUAAAGUGUUGGGGUCUGUUGAAAAGAUCCAUCCCAGAUAGGCAUCACCCUGCACCAUAACUCCUUUGGCUUAGAUCAGACCUCUUGGGCUGAGCACACCAACCCUUCCCAGGGCAUGAUCUAGCACAUUGACCCUGUCCGUGGAGGCAUUGACACAUAGAAAUGGACACCAGGCUCCAUUGGUAGCAGCGUGUGAGGGAUUCAUCCACACAGCUGACAAAAUUGGGCCCUUUCUGUUCCUUCCUAGGCCUAAAGUUGUAGCCUGGUAAGUUGUAGGUUCUUGGUCAGCUUCUUGGUCAUCCCUCAAGGAAUGUCCCUCCCAGGACCUUUACCACAUGGGGUCUCAGGGCACAUAGGUCCACUUUGGUAUUUUUUGUCUGGGUGGACAGGACGGGCCAUAGCACAUGCAAACAAAUGUAAUCCUCGCUUUUUCAGAAGACAUGUAGAGCUUCAUUCCCUAGAGUGUAAGUAGCAACCAGUUUGAAGGCCAUCUACUGAGGUGACCUGUUGACUCAAAUUGGACCUGCCAGCGAAGAGAGUAAAAUUCCUUAAGAAGCGAAUGGGAGUUAUGCACACAAAUCCUAUUAGUUGGUAAUGGGAUUUUUGCCAGCAUCUCUCCUGUCUGUCUCUUAAGACAUUUUUACCCAUCUGUAUCACAUCACCUCUGCUACUUUAGACUCCUUUGUUGGUUUGCAUUUGCUUCUUUGAUGCAAAUGGCAGCCCAAAUAUAUCCACCAAGGAAAACGCCAUUUGCCAGCCAAACCUGGCAGAGUCAGCCUUUGUCCUUAGCUGUGUAUUCUUUUUGUAAAGGUCUUGAGCAUUUUAGAGACGGGGGUGCAUUGGGGAAAUUAAUGCUUUAUAUUUUUAUUGAAAUGAAAUGAAAACAACGUCCAUGUGUAAAUAACGCACAAGUUAGAGUUGGGCAGCUUUGUAAUUUUGUAAAAUAUUCCUAGUUUGUUUUUAACUUUUCUGUUGUUUGGUAGAUUCCGUUUUCCUGACAGAAUUCAGUUUUUCCUCCAGGAGAGCCUUGUGGCCAUGUAGUCUUUUGGCAUCAGUGGAGCUGGUUUAUAACGCCCAAAUUGAGAUCAAACAAGAGUCGCAUCUCAUCAUCUCAAGGUUUGCCCGUACACUGAAGUGCCUUCUUACCAGUUUUCCUCCUUUCUGCUGCCCCCACCCACCCUUUUCGCUUUUCACGCCUUUUUGGGUGUGAAAUGACAAAUUAGCUACUUCCUCACAUGGAAGAAAGCUUUGAUGGAUACCAAAAACGACAGACUUUCCUUGUUUCUCAUGCAUUCUACUCAGCUUGGGAGCAAAGUCUAUGGGAAAGCCAUGUAAUUGGUGGGCCAUUCAUUAAAGCAAAUUCAUUAAAGCAUUGACUCUCAGCUCUGGAAAAAAUUA